This is a messenger RNA of Sorex araneus (European shrew), 2301 nucleotides long. RefSeq names its product AKT1 substrate 1 (gene AKT1S1). Gene Ontology annotation, biological process: negative regulation of TOR signaling; negative regulation of protein kinase activity; neurotrophin TRK receptor signaling pathway. Gene Ontology annotation, cellular component: cytoplasm. The coding region runs from base 513 to 1412 and encodes 299 amino acids. The record is from RefSeq and is a predicted model, not a curated record. Lineage: Eukaryota; Metazoa; Chordata; Mammalia; Eulipotyphla; Soricidae. The transcript is spliced from 5 exons.
GGCGUUGUGAAGCGCGGUGUGGGGAGAAUUUGGCCGUGGAGGGAAGAGGGGCGCUGGAGGGGCUAGCCAUUCUCGGGAGGGCAGUGUCCUGAGUAGAUCUGUGGGCACAAUUGUGCGGCAACCCCGCGCUGAGCGCUGGAAAGGGGUCCUCCGCGGGAACUUGUGUGUCUGAGCGAAGGCAUAGCCUAGACAGCUUGACCCUCAGGCCUCCGGACCCACUGACAUCCUUACCUUGGCCGUGGACCACGUCCACAGGGUCGGAGAUUUGUUCGGGGGGCCUUCAGGGCGCCCCCACCCCGUGUAAAGGCGGGACUUCCGGCCCUGGCCCCCGUCUGGGCGGGAUUUCCUGUUUUCUUCUUGGAGCCUUGGGUCUUUGCUGGUCUUGGAUGAGAUGUGCGUGGGUCUGGGGGUCCCGGAGCCAUUGAAACUGAUCCCCGUCGUGCACCUUGCCGGGGGUUGCUCCCGCCUGCAGGCAGAGAGCGCUUUGCUGUUUGACAGGUGGUUGGCAGGGCAUGCACCAGGCACUAGCCUCUAUACCCUGGGGGAGCCUGAACAUUGUUCAUCUCAUCCUGAGAAGCCUGCGGCGUCUCCCCGCUCCUGCGAGGAGCAAGGUUCCCCUGCCCAUCUCUCCCAUGUGGGCUCGGAUGGCGUCGGGGCGCCCCGAGGAGCUUUGGGAGGCGGUGGUGGGGGCCGCCGAGCGCUUCAGGGCACGGACGGGCACAGAGCUGGUGCUGCUAACGGCUGCGCCCCCGCCGCCGCCCCGGCCAGGGCCCUGCGCCUACGCUGCCCAUGGGCGCGGGGCCCUGGCAGAAGCUGCCCGCCACUGCCUCCACGACAUCGCCCAGGCUCACCGGGUGGCCACUGCCGCGAGGCCCCCUGGCCCCCCACCGCCACCAGAGUUGCCCAGCCCUGCCCAGAGCCCACCCCGGCCAGCCCUGCCCAAGGACGAUGACGUGGAGGAGGAGACGACUGAGACAGAGACCUCUGGGGAGCGGUUGGGCACCAGCGACAAUGGAGGGCUCUUUGUGAUGGACGAGGACGCCACCCUGCAGGACUUGCCGCCCUUCUGCGACUCAGACCCCGAGAGCACGGAUGAUGGCAGCCUGAGUGAGGAGGCACCCGCUGGGCCCGCAGCCUGCUCAGUGCCCCCAGCCACAGCCCUACCUACGCAGCAGUACGCCAAGUCCCUGCCCGUGUCCGUGCCCGUCUGGGCCUUCAAGGAGAAGAGGACAGAAGCACGGUCAUCAGAUGAGGAGAAUGAGCCGCAGCCCUCCUCGCCGGACCUGGACCGCAUUGCGGCGAGCAUGCGCGCGCUGGUGCUGCGAGAGGCCGAAGACACGCAGCUGUUCGGGGACCUGCCGCGACCACGGCUCAACACCAGCGACUUCCAGAAGCUGAAGCGGCAAUACUGAGGCCCCGGGCGAGUGCUCUGCCUGGCCCGGCCCGGUCCGUACCCCACCCCCGCCGCGCCCCCGGGGCCCGCCAAUCCGGGCCCGGCCCGCGGCCGGCCUCCCGUGUGUCCCCGUGCCCACAGUCCCAGCUGUUCUUACAUCCCCCACGAGCGAGCGAGCCUAACGGUUCCCUAGCCGGGCCUGUCGCCGGUCGCUCGGACCAGCGACAGCGUCUUUUUGCAGGGACUGGCUCGCUCCCCGCUCAGGGCGCGGCGAGUUCUAAACCUUCACUGGGUCAACCGAGUCCCGUUCUGCCUAGCGACAAGGACUUUUGCUAGCACGACAUUGGCUGCCUCGGGAGAGCAGCCCAGCUUCGGGAUUGGGCAGAGGGCCGCCACUUCCUCUCAGAGAUUGGGCGACCUCCUUAUCCGAUUGGCUCGAACCAAAGGGUUUAACCAAUCUCUGAGACCCACCAUCUGCCCGAGCGCUCCCGCCUGGUUGGUUCCCGCCUCCUGGGGGCGUGGCCAAACCCUUCUCGUAUUCCCAGGAUUGGCCUGUGGCCUUAAGAUUACGUUUCUGUACACUACUGGGGCUGGGGUCGUAUAUUUGGACCUGGUCCUGAUAAUUUGCCCCUCGGGCCCCUCAGGGAUGGCUCGGUCCAUCCUUGACCCCUCUUAUUAGUUCCAUCCCAGAAAAGCCUGCCAAUCGAAGUCCGUCCCUGCAUCAGGACGGUACCAGCUCCUGCUCCUCUUGUUCUACCGUACAGGUGCCUUACAGGGCUCUCGUCCACCCAAGGUGGGGGGCAGGGGCUCUCUCACUCUCUGGCCCUGGCGCGGGAGAGAGUGGCUGGUGGGAGCCUGGAGUCGGGAGGGGCUCACGAAGAUUAAAGAGUUUUACCUCUGAUAAAAGA